UUAAACGCCUGCCGCGCUGCACAGAGCAUUAGCAACGGAGUCUGCUGGGCUUCUCGGCUCCGUUCAUGAAUCUCGGGAUAACCCAGGGUCCUGCCUACAAUAAUAUGUAAUAAAACUGAGACGCGAUCAUGCGUUCUAAUGCUAAUGCUCCGUACGUUUGGAUAAUUAGUGAUAGUAUAGAAUUUACACGUUGUAUAAUAGUGAGACUGCUUGUUGUUUUCGCGAUUCAUGAUAAACAAAACAGUGUAGAGUGUGUAAAAAAUUUAUGGGGAGGCUGUGCCUUCCUUGCCUCCUCUGACGAGCCGCCACUGAGGGUUGUGAGGGUGGCGGCAGUGCCUAUAUGUGCAACAGUCAACAACCAUGGGCAGUAAAUAGCACUUUGGCAUAUUAUGGUUUUGGUGCAGCCUCUUUCAGUAACGGAAUUGAUGUAUCCUUAUGUUGCGCUUGUUUCUUAUUUAGCUUCCAGGAUCAAAUUUCUAACAAGAAAAUGAUCGUACAAGUUAUAAAUACUGGUUCUGAUUUGGAUCAUAAUCAUUUCGACAUUGCUCUUCCCGAAGGUGUUGUUGGAAUUUUCACUGAAGGUUGUCAUGACCAAUGGAAUGCCCCAUGGAACGGUUGGGGUGACCAAUAUGGUGGAGUUCAUAACAGAGACGAAUGUGCUACUCUUCCUCAAGCCUUACAGUCUGGAUGUUACUUCAGAUUUGAUUUCUACCAGAAUGCUAACAAUCCAAGAAUGCAUUUCGACCAAGUCCAAUGUCCUGCUGAAAUCGUUGCCAAAUCUGGUUGCAGUCUUUAAAUAUAAUAUAAUUAUUUGUUUUAAAAGAAUUAUGUUUAACUUAGGUAUACAUAUCUAUACUGAAAUAAACACUAAU
Messenger RNA from Diabrotica virgifera virgifera (western corn rootworm), 872 nucleotides. Its product is annotated as endoglucanase-like. The transcript has 3 exons. The record is from RefSeq and is a predicted model, not a curated record. Gene Ontology annotation, molecular function: cellulase activity. Lineage: Eukaryota; Metazoa; Arthropoda; Insecta; Coleoptera; Chrysomelidae. Gene Ontology annotation, biological process: carbohydrate metabolic process. Bases 341 to 796 code for a protein of 151 amino acids.